AAAGUGCAAGGCAGGUUUGAUUUUCUUCUUUCUUUCAGGUGUCUCCUAAUUUGUUGGAGACACCAACAGUUUAGGCUUAGUUUUUUGCUUCGUUAUUGCUCCUAAAGUUGCAGGUACUAUGUGAAAGCAUUGUUCUGCUUAACAUCUUCUUGGAAGUACACGUUAAGGCAAACAAGAGGGGGUGUUCAUCAAAAGCGUUGAAGGAGUCUUGCAAUUUUCUUGGGAAUUCUGGUUAACUUAGUCCAAGAAAAUGGCCCUCGCAUCAACAGUUUCGGUAGUUCUGGGCUCAAUUGCCUUCGGAAUAUUUUGGGUGCUAGCUGUUUUCCCUGCAGUUCCCUUCCUCCCUAUAGGAAGAACUGCUGGAUCUCUACUUGGUGGCUUGCUAAUGGUCGUCUUCCGAGUCGUCACCCCCGACCAAGCCUACGGUGCCAUCGACAUGCCUAUCCUCGGCCUCCUCUUUGGGACCAUGGUGGUCAGCAUCUAUCUCGAAAGAGCCCACAUGUUCAAAUACUUGGGUCGCCUGCUUUCAUGGAAGUGCAAAGGUGGCAAGGACUUGCUAUGCCGAAUCUGCCUUAUUUCGGCCUUGUCCAGUGCAGUAUUCACCAAUGACACCUCCUGCAUUGUGCUUACAGAGUUUGUUCUCAAGCUCGCAAGGCAGCAUAACCUGCCACCCAAACCAUUCCUUCUAGCAUUAGCAUCCAGUGCCAAUGUUGGGUCCUCUGCAACUCCCAUUGGUAACCCACAGAACUUGGUUAUAGCUGUUCAGGGUAAAAUUCCUUUUGGAAAAUUCUUCAUGGGAAUCCUCCCUGCGAUGCUAAUUGGGGUGGUUGUCAACAUAGUUCUCAUUCUAUGCAUGUAUUGGAAAGAACUAACAAUUACCAAGACUGAAGAGGAGGUGAUGGAGGAGGGGGUCGUUCAGGAAGAAGUCCUCUCCCAUAAAUUCUCUCCUGCAAGAAUGUCUCAUACCCCAGAGAGGAACGCAACGCCCGGUAAGAAGGCUGAGGAAGGGGUGAUGGAGGAGCCAGCCAUGGAGGAUGAGAUUAGCUCCCAUAAAUUCUCUCCUGCGAGAAUGUCGCAUAUGACCCCCGAGGUGGUUCAUGGGAAUGAUGCCGAGAAGAGUAGUUCAUGGACUGGUGGCUUUACAAAGCCUUCUUUGCAAGUCUCUGAUGUGAAGAAACUUUUAGCCAAGAAGACCGUUGGGAUGCUGAUCGCUUUGCUUAUGGGACUAAAUAUGUCAUGGACUGCUAUCACUGCUGCCCUUGUGCUUGUAGUUAUCGAUUUCAAAGAUGCAGGACCCUGCCUUGAGAAGGUUUCAUACUCCCUACUGAUAUUCUUCUGUGGAAUGUUCAUCACUGUGGAUGGAUUCAACAGAACCGGGUUACCAGGUGCUUUGUGGAACGCCUUGGAGCCUUAUGCACGUAUCAACCAUGCCAGUGGAGUGGCAGUGCUCUCCCUAGUGAUACUGCUGCUCUCAAAUGUUGCAUCAAACGUACCAACUGUGCUCCUGCUUGGAGGUCAGGUGGCGAGAUCAGCAGCAGCACUAUCUCCGGCGGAUGAGACAAAGGCAUGGCUCAUACUUGCAUGGGUGAGCACGGUGGCUGGCAACCUAUCCCUCCUUGGCUCAGCUGCCAACUUGAUUGUUUGUGAACAAGCACGGCGGUCGCAGCAUUAUGGGUACACUCUCACCUUCUGGGGCCAUAUUGUUUUUGGGGUCCCAUCUACGUUGAUCGUAACGGCCAUCGGUCUGCCUCUCAUCAGAGGUUAGCCGUGUUUUUUUUUUUUCUUUUCUUUUCUCGAAAUAAUAGUGGGAGCACCAUCAACUAAAAUUGUCUAGGUCAAAUACUUAGAAAAUACCUAGGCCAGCUUAUGGGCAAGAAUGGUGUUUGCCUUGUAAUGCAGUGUGCUUGUUUUAGUUGUAAUCAUGGAUGUUUUUGUGAGAUAUAUGGACAAAUAUGGGCUGUUUGUGAAUGAAUCUAGUUUGAAUUGUUUG
Molecule: messenger RNA, 1990 nt
Organism: Elaeis guineensis (African oil palm)
Lineage: Eukaryota; Viridiplantae; Streptophyta; Magnoliopsida; Arecales; Arecaceae
Product: silicon efflux transporter LSI2
Biological process (GO): transmembrane transport
Cellular component (GO): membrane
Source: RefSeq, a predicted model, not a curated record